CCCCAGCUUGUUGGUUCUUGUUCUCUUUCCCUUGAUCACCGACGCCGUCCACCCCGUGCUGGCUUGUGUCUACCUUCGUCGCGGUGACGGUCUACGGCCGUGCCGCUGAACGCAACGUCAUGCUCCUACGACUCGAUCUCGUCUUUGCUGGCACCGUCCUUCUGUUCGCUGCACUUGUCUGGGCUCGGAAUCGGGUAGCCGAUGACCGUAUACGGCGAGCAGGAGGCGCUCGCGCCCCGAUCUUGGCUGGCAACUUUUUCUCAGGUAUCUUGCCCGUUUCGUAUGUAGAUGAUCCGCCGGAGGGGUUCAAUGUUCUUGGCUCUCAGCCCGAGCUUGAUUUCAUGGGAUCGAGCUUUCACAGAAGCAGCCGCGAACCAAGGCCAAAGCUCCCGUCUAGGGCGAACGUUGAGCUGAUGAAACGACAGCAUCGUGGUUCUAUUUCAAUGUAGGCAAGAAUCAGCUUAGGAACAACUUACCAAAUUGGUGUGACCAAACACUGGACGCCUUGCCGGGCAGCCAGCACGCUGCCGAGUUCAGCUUGACGGGCAAGAAGAGGGUGCUUAUCACACGCGAGCCUGAGCAGAUCAAGGCUGUUCUCGCGACGAAAUUUGCCAGCUUCGGCCAUGGCUCGCAGUGGCACAAACUCUGGGGCCCAUUUCUCGGCGACGGCAUCUUCGCCACCGACGGCCAGCAAUGGCACAACAGUCGCAGCAUGAUCCGUCCCAUGUUUGCAAGAGAUAGGCUGCGCAACCUGACCAUAUUCGACUACUGUACGGACAAGCUACUCUCCAAGCUGCCACGCAACGGCGAGACAGUGGAUCUCAAGAACUUGUUCUACAGAUGGUCUCUAGACGCCGCGACAGAGUUUCUCCUGGGUGAAAACGUCAACAGCUUGGAUAACCCCGUACAUGGCGUUGCCAACGCGAUGACCACCGCCCAGCGAAUACAAAUGUUGAUUUUCGUCCUCAAUCCCAUCGCGCCACUAAUACCCAAGGGGGCCUACCUCAAAGCGAUCGGAUGCAUCGAGUCUUUCAUCGAACCUAUCAUUAGCCGGGCUUUGGCUCUUAGCGAGAAUGAGUUGGACGAGCUUUCCAAACUGGAUAUUGACUUUACGUUUCUUCAUAGCAUCGCGAGAUUUUCCAAGGAGCCAAAGGUCCUCCGUGAUGAGAUCAUGUCUGUGUUGCUGGCGGCAAGAGACACGACUGCCGCUACCAUGUCUUGGGCUGUGUACGAGCUGUCUAACUGCCCGGAUGCUUGGACGCAGCUACGACGAGAGGUCAUUGACGCGCUCGGGGUGGAGAAACGGCCGACUUACGAGACUCUGAAGAACCUAAAAAGCGUCAGAAACAUACUCAACGAGACGCUACGCUUGCAUCCAGUAGUUCCCCUCAACAUGCGUCAAGCUUUGGAGACGACGGCGAUUCCCGGCCCACCGGGUGAGCCAGAUGUCGUGCUACUCAAGGGCGAUACCGUCACGAUCAACACAUCAGGGUUACACAAGCGACGGGAUUUGUACCCUCCCACAUCGAAAACGUUCGCAGACCCUCUCACGUUCAGCCCGGACCGCUGGAAUCACUGGACACCACGGCCGUGGACAUAUCUUCCGUUCAGUGGAGGCCCGAGAAUAUGCGUUGGCCAAAACUUUGCCCUCACCGAGAUGGCGUAUUGCCUGGUGCGCUUGGCUCAACACUUCGAACGGAUCGCUUAUCGCGGAGACUGGGCCUCGCAGGCAACGCGGGCUGACAUUAUUGCGACGCCAGCAUUGGGGGUCCCCGUGGCCCUGUUUGAACCUUCGUCUCAGAACCAUUAAGUUUCUAAGCCUCGAAGAAGGAGUUGGACCUGGGGCUUGCUACGAAGCCAUCUUGGCCCGGCAGUCGCAGCCAUUGAAAGGUCAAGUCAGGCGCCGUACUGUCUACUACGGAGGAGGAUGUUCCUGGCUGAAGUUUUGUCCGUUGGAGGAGAUAUGCAUACCAUUGAGCUGGCUUGCAUCCUAUUUCCUAUGUGGGCGUCGAGAUCCGAAGGCAACGGGCAGAAGAAGGCGGGCGGAGAAUCCUCACCAAGUCCGGCAAAGAUACCGACCCUACGCGUUCAACAAAGGCGAUAUCACGGGUCUAUGAGUGCCUUGUAGUAACCAUGAACCUCCUGAGCCAUGCUCAAGGGGGCUGUUGAGCACAGUGUGCCGCCGUCAUGCACCUCCCACGAUCCGAUAUCCGUCAUCCGC
Messenger RNA from Purpureocillium takamizusanense, 2221 nucleotides. RefSeq lists its product as uncharacterized. Gene Ontology annotation, molecular function: oxidoreductase activity, acting on paired donors, with incorporation or reduction of molecular oxygen; iron ion binding; heme binding. The transcript is spliced from 4 exons. Lineage: Eukaryota; Fungi; Ascomycota; Sordariomycetes; Hypocreales; Ophiocordycipitaceae. The coding region runs from base 713 to 1810 and encodes 365 amino acids. The record is from RefSeq and is a predicted model, not a curated record.